AUGGCUCUGCUGGUCCCAUUCCCUGGAGGGAAUCAGACCAUGGAAUGGAUCCUGCUUCUGCUGCUGCCAGCAGCAUGCCUGCAAGCUGGUAACUCAGGAAGAUCCAACAGAGAAAGACCUUUAGGGGUCCAACAACCAGCACGCCUCUCUGGUGUCCAGGGCGGCUCCAUCGAGAUCCCCUUCUCCUUCUCCUUCUCCUUCCCCUGGGAGUUGGCAAAAGAUCCACAGAUGAGGAUUCUCUGGAGAUGGCAGCACUACCAUGGUGAAUUUAUCUACAACUCCUCCUCGGGUUUCAUCCAUGAGCAUUUCAAGGACCGGCUCAUCCUGAACUGGACACAGCCUCAGACAUCCGGAGUCCUCAGAAUCCUGGACUUGAAGGAGAAGGACCAGACAGUGUACUUCUGCCAAGUUUGUCUAAACACGAAAGAUGGCAUACAGGAGUGGCAGUCAACUGAUGGAACCCAACUCACCAUUACCCGCGUCAGCACCACCAUGCAGAGCCCCUCCAUCAUCACCUCUGCAGUCACCAUGGCUGGACUGGAGGACACAGAGGGCCAGAGGAAUCCUUCUCUUGUGAACCUGGAAGCCACGGUCGGGGUGGUGGUGGCCACGGCUGUGCUCAUAACCCCGGUCUGUGUGAUGAUGAUCUUCCUCUGGUGGAAGAAAAGGUGA
Microtus ochrogaster (prairie vole) is the source of this 672-nucleotide messenger RNA. Its product is annotated as paired immunoglobulin-like type 2 receptor beta-2. NCBI's taxonomy places the organism in Eukaryota, Metazoa, Chordata, Mammalia, Rodentia, Cricetidae. The record is from RefSeq and is a predicted model, not a curated record. Gene Ontology annotation, molecular function: MHC class I protein binding.